Messenger RNA from Pseudoliparis swirei, 6117 nucleotides. RefSeq names its product apoptotic chromatin condensation inducer 1a (gene acin1a). The coding region runs from base 22 to 5073 and encodes 1683 amino acids. The record is from RefSeq and is a predicted model, not a curated record. Lineage: Eukaryota; Metazoa; Chordata; Actinopteri; Perciformes; Liparidae. The transcript is spliced from 18 exons. Gene Ontology annotation, molecular function: nucleic acid binding.
AACCGACUAGAGGAACGGAAAAUGGCGGACCUCGAAGACGUUACGCUGGACGGGAGACCGCUCCAGACACUUCGGGUGGCGGAUUUAAAAGCUGCUCUUGAGGAGAGGGGGCUCUCGAAAAGCGGGCAGAAGAAUGCGCUCGUCAAACGACUCAAGGGGGCUCUCAUGCUUGAGAAUCUUCAGAGGACCUCCACUGCUAACAUCGGAAUGCAGCCAAAUUCAAAUAUCGGUGAGGAAAUGAGCCAGAACAGCUUCAUCAAGCAGUAUCUGGCUAAACAACAGGAGCUCCUGAGGCAGCGGCUGGAGAGAGAGGCCCGCGAAGCAUACGACACAAAUGAGUCAGAGGACCACACAGAAGUUAACAACAGUACAUCAUGCCCUCCUCAAGCCCAGGAUGCCGCACCAGCAUUGCCUGAGCAACACAAGCCGCCCGGCCCCUCAGGUGUCGACGGAUUGUUUGACGCAGUGAAUGAGGGCGAGGGUAAAAGGGACCAGGAGGCCGACCUGCCCGGACCUCCUGCUUCUGGCUCCAUGGCCAUGCGUGUCCCUGGCAGUGAGGACCGGCCAGAGAAAGGGUCCGCCUCGAACGAAGCUGCUGCAGACAGCGACGACGACGACAGUGAGGACGGCGAAGAGGAUGGCGACGACGACGACUGGGAAAGCGGUGCUCGGAGGAGAGGCCACCAAGAGCCGGCCACAGCGCCCACGACCAGAGAGAGGUCUGGGGCAUCCUGUCAACCCCCUCAGCAACACAUGCCUUCCCUUUUGUCCCCUCAGCUCCGCCAGCCAACUCCUCCUCCCUCCCCGCCUCCAGAGUUGUCAUUCCCCCUGCCUGACACCCCAAAACAGAGCCCCCCUAGUCCAGAUGUAGCCCCAGCUAGGCGCUCAUCGAGUACCUCCAGCUCCGGGUCCUCCAGCAGCGGCAGCCGCAGUAGCAGCCCGGAGCCACAGAGGAGUGGUCAUGCCGAGCGCAAGCCGGGCCCGCUGACACUUCUGGCACGUAAAAUGGAGUCAGAAGGUGCUUUCUCUGGAGCAGGUUGGCACAGCGCCGGUGGCGAAGGUGAGAGGCAAGACGGCAGUUCUCUGGCUACAUCAUUUCCCGGCAGAGGGCUUCCAGAGGGUCUGGUAUCUGCCAUCACUCACACGGCCAAUACUGCAGGGCAUGCGUCAUUUCCCACGACUCCAGGCCUCAACCAGGGUUUCGCAGGAGCACAUUCGGCCCAUAUGCAGCUGCCCGUCAGUGUGCUCAAGGCCACUGCAACAGAAGAGAGGGACGUUGAGAUGGAAAGAGAAAGGGCCCUUGAGCUGGAAAGGCAAGAGAAGCAGCGGAAACUUGAGCAAGCACGAGCGAUGGAGGAAGAGCGGGAAAGAGCUCUCGCAAUGGAGAGAGAGCAAAGAGAGAGAGCUCUGGAGAUGGAGAGAAUUGAACGACAGCAGGCCAUAGAAAGAGAAGAACAAGAAAAGGCUUUGCAGCGGGAGAGAGAACUUGCCCUUGAACGAGAGAGGCAGGAGAGGGAACGAGCUUUGGCUCAAGAGAGGGAAGAGCGAGAGCGAGCCUUGGCACAAGAGAGGGCCCUGGAGAUGGAGAGGCAGAAGGAGCUCGAGAGAGAGAGGGCCCAGGAGAGAGAGAGGCGAGAGAGAGAAGAACUGGAGCGGGUAAAAGAGCUAGAGAGAUCCAAGGCCUUGGAGCAAGAAAGGAAGGAGAGGGAGAGGGCUCUUGAGCAAGAGAGGCUUCAGAGGGAGAGAGUUCUGGAGGCUGAGAGAAAGGAGAAGGAGAGGAUUGAGAGAGAGAUGGCUCUGGAGCAGGAACGGUUGGAAAGGGAAAGAUUAGAGAGACAGAGAGCCUUUGAGCAAGAGAGGCUGGAGAGAGCCUUUGAGCAAGAGAGACUAGAGAGAGCCUUUGAGCAAGAGCGACUAGAAAUGGAGAGAGUCCUGGAGCAAGACCGACUGGAGAGGGAGAGGGCCGUGGAGCGAGAGCGUCUGGAGAGAGAGAAAGCCCUGGAGCAGCAGCGCUUAGAGAGGGAGAAAGAGCGACUAGAGCAAGAGAGAAUAGACAAAGAAAGAGCUCUGGCGCAAGAACGGUUGAAGCUGGAGAGAGCUCUAGAACAGCAGAGGUUAGAGCUUGAGAGGAAGGAAAAGGAGAGAAUUGAGAGAGAGAAAGCAUUGGCGCAAGAAAGGAUCGCGAAGGAGAAGGCCUUGGAACGAGAACGGGAGGAAAAAGAGAGACUGAAGAGAGAGGCAGCCCUGGAAGAGGAGAGGAAGGAGAGGGCGAAAGCCUUGGAGAAGGAUAGGAAGGAGAAAGAGAGGGCUCUUGAACACGAAAGGCUAGAGAAGGAGAAGGCCGCGCAGAAAGAAAGGGAGGAGAAGGAGAGGGCCCUGGAACAGGAGAAGGAGAGAGCGAGGUUGGCUGAAAGGGAGCGAGAAAGCCACCUCCCUCCGUCCAAGCGCGGCCGUGAGAUCGGUCUCGGCGCCGCGCCCACUCCUCCUGCCUUCGCCGCCGGACCGGGUAGAAAGUCAUCAACUGAGGCCGGAGAGCAGGAAGGCGACCACGUGUCAAAGUCCCGCGGAGAAGCGGCCGAAUCCAGUGCACUCGUGUCCCCAAUGCCUCAAUCCUCAUUCAAGAAGUUCCGGUUCUUAAGGGAAACCCCAGUUCAGGUCCCAGCUUCCUCUCCUCCCGUGGUCAUCAAGCGACCUCGCAACUUCUCCGAUACCCCCCCGCCACGGGAGGAAGGACUCCAGUCCUCCACUGAGCAGGAUGAGUCACCGAAGGGCACGAAACAGGAGGGCGUUGCCAGGGCGCCGGAGGCCGUGGAGGCCGCCGCGCCCGCGAAGGAACCCCUUGUUGGUACCACACUGGUCCCGAGUCCCAAGAAAGCGGGGGCCACCAGCUCGGUGUCGGAGGACAAAGAAAAGGAAUCGGCCAAAAAAGUCGAGGAAAGCAGUCCCGCAAACCAACCGGCGACUGCACAGCGUCGAGGACGAGAUGCAAAGGAGGAGGAGAAACACGCAAGACGAAGGUCAUCGUCUAAUGACUCCUCAGACUCAGACUCAGACUCUGGUUCCUCAUCAUCUGGGUCGUCUGGCUCAUCCUCAUCCUCUCCAGAGAAAACCUCCCCCACUUCAAGAGGGAGAAGGGAAAAGAAACCUGACAAAGACACCUCACCACAGCACCGGGGGACACCGGCUGCAGGCUUGAAGGAAACUCCAAAAGCCUCCCCUAACAAAAGAGACAUGCCUGCAGAGAAGAGUACCGCUGAUGGAGACACUCGCACCACGGAAACAUCAAUGGAAGCACCGAUCAGAGAGGAGUCCCAGAGGAAGAGAAAGGACAACGAAGGAGAGGAGGAAUCAGACAAAAAAAGGCAAGUGAAGGACACUGCCAUGGCAGAGCCGGAGAAGCUCUCAGAGACCAGCGAGGAGACGCCAAAGGCCUUCUCAGCUCGUAAGAUCUCUAUCAGCAGCAGUAAGUUAUCCCCUGGCAGUGCAGAGGGCGAGCAGGACGGUGGGGCCGCCGCGGCCGGUCGAAAGAGGAGGUGGGGCUCCAGCACAGCCGUCGCUGCCAAGAAGCCUUCCAUCAGCCUGACCACCGACUCACUCAAGUCCCUGAUACCAGACAUUGGCCCGUGUCUCGGGCAGGAGGCCGAUGUGGACCUGCACCCAGAGGAAGCCGUCCUCUCCGGAGCUGAGGAUGAGGAGAGGGAACGCUCCGACCAAGACCUUCAGAUCCGACGCACUGUCACACAGGUUGUGCACCUGGAGAGCCAGGAGAAUGGACAGGCGGAGUCUAAGCGGAGCAGACAUGAGGAGUCUGAGGAGUCGGACGACCCACAGGGAGACGGCGAGAGGACACAGGCGCCUGAAGAGAAGAUGGCCGUUCCUGUGGCCAUGGAAACCCAGUCCCCAUCACACACCAGCCACGAUGUAGAAAGCAACAAUGUGACCCCCAGCGACACCCUCAUCCGUCGCUCCGUCAGCCAGCAGAAAACGGGCGUUUCCAUCACCAUCGAUGAUCCCGUUCGCGCGACCCGGCAGCCCUCGCCGCCUCGAGGCAAAGUCUCCAGCAUUGUUCACAUCAGCAACCUGGUGAGGCCGUUCACUCUGGGGCAGCUGAAGGAGCUGCUCAGCAGGACGGGCACCCUGGUGGACGACGGCUUCUGGAUCGACAAGAUCAAGUCCCACUGCUUUGUCACCUACUGCAGCUCUGAGGAGGCCGUGGCCACACGGGCAUCUCUUCAUGGAGUGAAAUGGCCUCAGAGCAACCCCAAAGUCCUCAGCGUAGACUUCUGCCAGAAGGAUGAGCUGGACUUCCACAAGGGCACCGCAGACAGACCCCCGGCCGAGGAACAGGGGCUGGGCGCCAACCGCGGCCGAACCGCCGCCCUGCCCCCUCUCCUUCCCGAGCGCGACCAGUGGGCGGAGCGCGAGCGCGAGAUGGAGCGCCGGGAGAAGGCCAGAGCGGAGCGGGAGUGGGACCGCGACAAGAUACGAGAGUUCGGGAAACCGGGCGAAGAGAAGGAGGGCGGUCCCCGGAGGUCACGCUCCAGAGAGAGACGCCGCAAGGAGAGGGGAAAGAGCAAGGAGAAGAAGACCGAGAAGAAAGAGAAAGUGGCUGAAGAUCCCCCCGCAAAGAUGCUCGAUGACCUGUUCCGCAAAACUAAAGCGGCGCCUUGCAUCUACUGGCUUCCACUGACGGAUGAACAGUUUGCUCAACGAGAAACUGCCAGAGCGGACCGGAUGAAGGAGCGUGAGAAACGGAGGAAGGAGCAAGACGAGGAGGAGGAAAAUAAAAGGGAAGACGAGCACAAGGAGAGGACGAAAGCUGGAGGAGUCCCAGCGGGCGAGCGCAGUGAGGGUGAGAAGGAGAAGGAAAAAGAGAAGGAGAAGGAAAAAGAGAAGGAGAAGGAGAAGGAAAAAGACAGGGAGAGGGAUAGAGACCGAGGGAGGGACAGGGAGAAGGAGAGGGAGAGGGAGACUGACAAACGCAGGGAUGACUACGGUAGGCCGGAGGGCCGCGGGGUCGGCGGGGGCCGGCGCUCACGCAGCCGCAGCGACCCGCGAGAGCGGCGGCGUUAAUGGCCGACUGAUGGACCCGUCCUCCAGACCACCCUCUUCCAUUUGCCUUUCACUACAUGUACUUUGUUACAACUCCGACCCAACAGAGGACCAACCGAUGUCGUCGCCAUCUCUCAAAUUGUCACCUUUUUUUUUUUUUUUUUAAAGCACAUCUCCACCUACACCGUCCCGCUUAGAGGGGACCACGGUUCAUUUUGCAGUGUGUUUCCCAGGGUGCUGUACGCCUCGCGGCGGUCCAGACUUGAUAUAUUUUCUCUCUUUUUUGGGUUUUCUUUUUCUUGACGAUUUCCGCGGUAUGGCACACUGGGUCUUUUUUUAAAUAAUAUUCCCCCCCCAAUGUUCCCCCUUUGCUCCAAAGUGUAGGUGCCAAUUUUGAUUUGCUUUGAUCGGUCGUCGUCGCCUCGGUGUUUUAACAGCUCCGGAUCAGGAUGAGGAAUCCUUGUGUGUCUGCAUGUAGUCCGAGGCUCUUUCUAAAGAGAAAACUGACCUCUGUGCAGAGGCUUGAAAAUCAGAAAAUAUUGGGAUAGGUGUGUUUGGCAUUUUGUACAGGCAUAUAAGAUAACAAAAAAAAAAUCUUUAAAAGUCUUUAAACGAGGCAGCUCCGGGGUCUUUUGGACAGGUGUAGAAUAACUACUAACGCAAUGAAGUGUUCCUCUCUCCCUCUGUAGUUAAGAGACGAGACGAUGUGUGUGUGUGGGUGUGUGUGUGUGUGUGUGUGUGUGUGUGUGGGGAGUCGAUAUCCGUCACAGCUGACACACGUUAUUAUCACAUCCUUAUCAUUGAGUCUCCUCCUUCUCUUCUUCUUCUUCUCCUCCUCAUCCUCCUCUUCUCUCACCCAUUCGUGUCAAUACAGGCCCGAGAGGGGAGGUUGCAUUAUGAGUUUCCUCCCCGGUGGUUUUAAUAUUGUUUUUUAAUCUUUUAUUUUAUCAUUUUAGUCCAAAGGUAUGUUCUUUUUUGUUUCAUGGUUUGUUUUUUUAAAUUUCUUCUUUGAGUACGCCCAUCAGUGGUGAAUGUACAAAUAAUAAAAAUUGAAAUUUGAAAUUA